This is a messenger RNA of Lutzomyia longipalpis, 2060 nucleotides long. RefSeq lists its product as uncharacterized. Bases 62 to 1999 code for a protein of 645 amino acids. The record is from RefSeq and is a predicted model, not a curated record. The transcript is spliced from 12 exons. NCBI's taxonomy places the organism in Eukaryota, Metazoa, Arthropoda, Insecta, Diptera, Psychodidae.
AGAGGCAACGUACAAAGGAAUUAGAGGAAGAGGAAGUACAAGAAGCCCUUAAGAAAAAAACAUGGAGCAAGUGGAACAUUUGAGCAGUUUUAGUGUGCUAAUAAAUCAAAUUGCUGAGAAGUACCUCAAGGAAGUUUACUGCAUUGCAAUCUUGUGGGUAAUUGCUGCAAAAUCAUAUGACAAUGUACCUCAAGUGAAGUACGAGCAAAUUGGCGGGAAUACCACCAUGAUUGAAGAUUUGGGCAUUUACCACCACUAUAACCAAUUUAUUUGGAUUAAUUUGGAGGACCUAAAUGAUGAGAAUCUUGAGAGGUUAAUGAGGAGGAUCGUUGAUCUUGGAUGCCAGGCCUGGAUUGUGGAUGAUGUGAGAGUUAAUAAAUUCCUUGAUACUUAUGGUGAGAUUGUGGAGACCACUGAACAGCGACCACAGAGAGUUCACAUGAUUUUCCACCUGAACAACACACAAGAGGAGCAUUUGCAUCAAAUUCUCUCCCAUCGAACGUUGGAAGAUGUUCCAAAUGUACUCCUGGUAAUCCCAUCGACACGCGACGACGAUGAAAAUGAUGGAGAGUCAUUUGAUUUGGUAACAUCGUCGUUUGCCGGACGAUUUAACAACACCCAUCCGAUAGUCUUGGAUCACUUUGGAGCUGCGAACUUUGCACGGAAUACCAAUUUAUUCCCCGACAAGCUCAGCAAUCUGCAACGCCGAAAUCUAAGAUUGGCCCUAUUCAAUUAUAAGCCCUACACAACUGUUCAACAUGUGGCACCUGGAAGUGGAAAUGCCAAUGCCAUGGGAACUGAUGAGGAGUUAACGCUCUUUCUCGAUGGCACGGAGGUACUCAUGUUCCAGGAAUUCUGCAUCAGGCACAACUGCACUCUUCUCAUUUCUGAAGACGAAGAAGGACAAUGGGGUGUAAUUUAUGAGAAUCGCACAGGAGAUGGACUAACUGGUGCAGUUGUAGAGCGAAGGGCAGAAGUUUCAGUGGGUGCAAUUUAUAUGUGGUAUUAUGAAUCAACAUUUCUGACCCUUUCAACAAUGAUCUCAAGAACAGGAGUCACCUGUAUUGCCCCAAAACCAGCCUUACUCCCAGGAUGGUUAACGCCUGUACUACCCUUCUCAAUGCAGCUUUGGAUAGCUGUUCUAAUAUCCUUUCUUCUUGGCAUUAUUAUCAUGCAAUUUCUGGCAAAGUACCGAAAAUCCACAGCAUUAGAAGCAUCAAGCAGUGAGCAAAGUUUUACAAAAUCCAUUCUUAUGGUUGCUGAAAUUUAUUUGAUGCAAUCAGUUAAGUUUAUUGAGAGAAAACUUGUUGAAAGAAUUCUAUUUGGAUGUAUUCUUCUUACUGGCUGGUUUAUUGGUAAUGUCUAUGGAAGUGGAUUGUCCAGCGUUAUGACAAUUCCUAGAUACCUAGCUCCUAUAGAUACGUCUCUUCAACUAGCUCAGAGCGGUAUGGAGUGGUCAGGAACGCAUGAUGCUUGGACGUUCUCAAUUCAAUCAGCAACAAAUCAUAUCAUGGUGACUCUGGUCAAUACCUUCCACGUUUAUAGCUACGAAGACUUAAGACAUAGAUCAGAGAGAGCAGACAUUGCUCUAGGAAUAGAGAGACUACAGUAUGGACACUUUGCAAUUGGAGAUUACAUCCAAGAAGAUAUCCUGGACAACUAUCAGAUCAUGAUUGAAGACAUCUACUGGGAGUAUUGCAUUGCAAUGAGCUACAAAACUUGGUCUUUGAUGCCAAAGUUUGAUCUUCUUGUCAUGGAAGUAGCUCAAUCGGGAAUUCAGAAGUAUUGGGAACUUGUUGUAGUUCAGCGGCAUCUCAACAAUAAAGUCCAACUUGGUGUUGCUCAGUCAAGGCAUCACGAUAACUUAGGUCCUGUUUCGCUGCAACCGAAGAAUCUCUUGGGCUUAUUUGCAGUUUGGGCCUUUGGAAUGAUUCUUGCAUUAAUUGUUUUUAUCAUUGAAGUUUCUUGUUGCAGGAAGCCUGGUGGUAGGAAAAAUUAAUCCCUUAGGAAGUUAGGCAGCUAAUAAGCCAGUAGAAGUUUUAAAAAUAUUUAUUUUGCUA